Messenger RNA from Cylicocyclus nassatus, 1335 nucleotides. The record is from the annotation of a GenBank genome assembly. NCBI's taxonomy places the organism in Eukaryota, Metazoa, Nematoda, Chromadorea, Rhabditida, Strongylidae.
AUGCUUGAUGUCAAGGCAGUCUGUCUCAUGAUGUUUUUAAAUAAAAUAGCAGAAGCUGUAAGAUGUGAGAGCUGCUACAACUAUAAUGGACAAGCGUGUAUUUCGAAUGGAGAUUGCUAUGGGAAUUUUUGCCUUUUCGAGCAAAUUCAGCGUCCAAAUGGAGUGGUUUCUGUGCGGAAGUCGUGUUUAAAUUAUGGAGAAUUUCAAUUUGACGAUGGGAUGGUGAUAACAAAUCUCAAUCAGUGCGUCGCUCGACGUUUGAAUACUGGACUAAUCUAUGUGCUCCUUUGUGCCUCGGAGGACAACUGCAAUCGGAACUGCAUCACUACGGCGACAGCGACUUCACAGCCUCCGCACGGAACAGUUUCUUGCUACGACUGCACCACUUACGACGGGACAGAUUGUCAAACAAAUAUGUGCAACGCACGGUAUUGCACGUAUGAAAGAAAGAUUAUGGGUAAUCAAAUGAUAUUGAAGAAAGGUUGCACAGAUGUUCCUUUACUAUUUCUUGACGACGGAACUGCCGUUGACGUAGUUGGCGUCUGUGAAAUCAGGAACACUGUAACGAGCAGCAAUUACGUAAAACUGUGCAACGAUGCAAAUUUCUGCAAUAAUUAUUGCAAUACGGAUGUCACAAUCGAACCGCUGCAACCUACAGUUGAACCACCGCAAAAACAACCGAUGGUCACGUGCUACGAAUGCGAAUCGUUUGGAGCAGACUGCUUCACAGGACAAUGUACUGCUCUGUACUGUCUCUAUCAACGUCAGCGACGUCGUUCAACUGGCACCACUUACGUCAAAAAGUCCUGCACCAACGUCCCCUUCGUAGAGUACCCUGAUAACAGACCUUCCAGUGCCCUGAAUACAUGCGAGUAUCGAACAAUCGACGAUAUACAGUAUGAAGUAAAGGUGUGUAAUACUGGUAACAACUGCAACAUUGGCUGUCCCGCUCAAGAUGCAGAGCAAGUGAUCAGCUGCUACCAGUGCGAAGCAACAAAUCAAGCUGACUGCACUUCUGGAUCUUGCCAGGGACGAUAUUGCUUGUUCCUAAGAACGCAAACGUCACUUGGCGUGACAAUAAAGAAAUCUUGUUCAAAUACAAAUGAACUGUUAUACCCAGACGGAGGACGAUACGCCUCUUUUGGCAUUUGCGAAUAUAGACAAAUUAACUCGGUUAACUACGAUUACAAGCUGUGCAAUAGUUCGUCGUUCUGCAAUACCCCAUGCCCAGCCGGACCGUUUGUGACUACGACAUUUGCACCAUCUUCCUCAGCGUACUAUGCAUCCUAUUUGAUGUCUACACUUACAAUUCUUAUGAGCUUAUUAGUUCAGUAA